Molecule: messenger RNA, 2335 nt
Organism: Rubroshorea leprosula
Lineage: Eukaryota; Viridiplantae; Streptophyta; Magnoliopsida; Malvales; Dipterocarpaceae
Source: the annotation of a GenBank genome assembly
UCUCUCCUCUGCUUUUCGAAAAACCACAUUUUCUAUUCAUCUAGCUUUACAAUAUUUCAUCUUGAGCCCUGAUCUUGUAUUCUCUUUAGUAGCCUACAAAUUUUGCUGAAAAUUCAACAACCCAAAAAGCCCCUUCAGUGUACUGGGCGUGUGUGACAAGGUAUCAGUUCUUAUGAUCAAAAAGUUUGCUCUUUUUUAGGGUUCAGUUGGGGUUUCUGCCUCCUUCAUCCUUUCUCCUUGUAGGGGUUUAUUUUCUCUAUGCUUUUCUGAAGAGGCCAUUUUCUUGGCCAAGUAACUAAAUUGGUUUUCAUUUGCGGAGAAAGAGUAUUUCCUUUGGGGUUUCGUCUCUUUCCUCUUGCUUGUUGUUUCUGAAUUUUGCUCCUCAGUGCAAAAUUGUGGUGUUAAUAGCCUCAAUGCUGAACUUGAGCAAAUCCCAUUUUGUCAUUUUCACCCGCACCGCUUCUGUACAACCUAUGGGUUCAUUGCAUCUUCGUCAGUUUCUUUUAGGAAUUUAAUCGAACAUCUGGUCUACACUUUGAGCUCUCCCCCUCUUUGUCACUCUCUCUGUGCCUUUGUGUGUAUAAGCUGUUUUUAAUCAUGGGUUGUGUUCAUGGCAAGUGUUGUGGUCGCUACCCCUCAUCAUCAGAUGUUGAUUCCAGAGACUACAAGGAAGUGGCCAGUCGCAAGAACAGAUCCCGCAUUACGCAAAUACCAUUGGAGCAUGUUGCUGUUCCAUCUCACAACUUCAAUUUGCAGUACUCCUUCUUAACACAGCCUGGUUAUUACCCAGAUGAUCCUGACAAGUUAAACCAGGAUAGUUUCUGCAUCAAGACGAAACUUCAAGGUAACCCAAAUAUCCAUUUCUUUGGGGUAUUUGAUGGGCAUGGCCAAUUUGGUACUCAGUGUUCGAAUUUUGUGAAGGAUAGGCUUGUAGAGAUAUUAGCCAGUGACCCCACGUUGGCAGAUGAUCCUGUGAAAGCUUAUAGUUCAGCCUUUAUGACAAUGAACCAAGAGUUGCAUAAUAGCGAGAUUGAUGAUUCAAUGAGUGGUACCACUGCAAUUACUGUUCUUGUUAUUGGGGAUACCCUUUAUGUGGCAAAUGUGGGUGAUUCGAGGGCAGUAAUUGCUGUUAAGGAUGGAAAUCAAAUUUUGGCAGAGAAUCUGUCUUAUGAUCAAACGCCUUUUAGGAAAGACGAAUGUGAGAGAGUGAAGCUCUGUGGAGCCAGGGUUUUGAGUGUUGAUCAAGUGGAAGGACUCAAGGAUCCGGAAAUUCAGAGUUGGGGUGAUGAAGAGAGUCAAGGUGGUGAUCCACCGAGGUUGUGGGUUCAGAAUGGAAUGUACCCAGGGACUGCAUUCACCAGGAGUGUGGGAGAUAGCACAGCAGAGAAGAUUGGCGUUGUUGCUGAUCCUGAAGUGUCAACCGUUCAGGUUACACCUAAUCAUUUAUUCUUCAUCAUUGCAAGUGAUGGAGUUUUUGAGUUUCUCUCCAGCCAAGCUGUUGUCAACAUGGCAGCAAGAUAUUCAGAUCCCCGGGAAGCAUGCUCAGCAAUUGCUGCAGAAUCCUACAAACUAUGGUUGGAGCACGAAAACCGGACUGAUGAUAUUACAAUCAUAAUUGUACACAUUAAAGACUUGUCUAAUUCAAGUGCUGGUGUCACAGAUGGAAGAACAACUCGUAGAUCCAACAAGGGAACUGACUCCCCUGUCUCUUGGUCAGAACAUUACGGUUUGGUUGGAAGUGAUGUCUCAGAUCAACAGCAGCCUUAUCAGCUCAGUGUUGCCACGAACCGAUCCGAAGCUGUUAUUGUUCCCUCUCCAGCAAGUCAGAGGCCCUCAGAAAGCUCUGUUUUGCAGGAUGUGGGUUAGUGGUGCAUUUCACUGGAAGCAAGGAGACUUGUUUACACAGGCAUGGUUUCGACAUUCACCCAUUAAUCCUACCUGUAACACCAUUACCAACCACAUAAAUUCAUGCAGGUUUAAGAAGAACAAACAGCUCUCCUAGCCUCUGCAUUGUGCCUACUAAUUCAAAUUUUCAAACAAGAAGAGGAGCUCAAGUCAAAGAAUAUUCCACUGUGAGAUGGUUGAACUGAAAAUUGAAGGUAUGUUUUCCAAAUCAAAUUCUCACGUACCCUUCUUGUUUGUCAGCUCUAAAUCUCGACUAUGCACAGACCUUAAUUUGUGUUCUAGCUACUUUGGUUGUGAACUACGUUUCCAAACAGGUUCCACAAUUUGUAUAAACAUGUUGAUUUGAAUGUAAUUGUAUCUUGCUGUCUCCAGAGUCAACUUUUUUUUAUCUUGCUUUGUAAGCGAAAACAUGUCCAAUGAUGUUUAAUAC